AUGGAAUGGGUUAGAAACACUGGACGUAGUCUUGGUUACGCUAUUGUGACUAAAAGAUCGAAAGCUAAAAAUGGCUACGUGUCUAAAGUUGUACUUAUGUGUGAUCGUGGUGGUGUGUAUAAAUCAGAUAAAGAUUCAAGUAGAGAGACCGGCACUAGAAAGAUAAAUUGCCCGUUUGAAAUGGUAGCGAAAUUUUCAAAAAAGAAUGGUUCUUGGACGUUAAAAGUAAAACCUGGUGAGCAUAAUCAUCCACCCGGAGAAUAUAUGGAGGGACACCCAAUCCUCAAACGAUUGACACCUAAUGAACACCAAUUGGUGGCAGAGUUGACGGGGAAGCCAUUACCCCCGGCGUAUGCCAGGAAAUACUUGGAAACCAGCAGCAGCAGCAGCAACAUGAAGAAACAAAUGGUUGUUGUUCUGAAAAUCAAAUCUGGUGUGAAAUGGAGUGUGACAUACUCAAAGAUGAGAGACAAAUACUACUUCAUGGAUGGGUGGCUCAAGUUCAUGAAGGACAAUCGUCUUCAAAUGGGUGUCUUUCUUGUCUUUUGGCGUCUGUCACCUUCAGUCUUUGAAGUUUCUGUGUACGGACCAAAUGGUUGUCUUAAACAACCAACUGUCUCUCAUGUAAGUAAUCGGAAGACACCCUUUGUUAACGAAGAUGAUAAUGAUUCAUCUGAGAACGUGCAGCAGAAGAAGAUGAUAAGUGUUGUCAAGAGAUCUUACCUUCAUAAAAUGCCGUUGAAGAAGCUUUUCGUAGAAGCGACCGGAAUCAAGGGGUACUGCAGCUUGCAGUUGAGGAACGACGAGGGAAAGAUAUGGAACGUUAAGCUAAAUCUUUAUAAGUAUGGAUUGAACCGAUUUAUGCAGAUAAGUACAGGGUGGCAUGAUUUUAGAAAACAUAACAAGAUGGAGACCGGAGACACAUGUGAGUUUUAUCAUGUCAAAUCCAACCUGCUUCAUGUUCGUGUGCUUACUGCCAAACGAGGGAACAUGCAUCAAGCAAAGUUGAUCUAA
Helianthus annuus (common sunflower) is the source of this 1014-nucleotide messenger RNA. RefSeq lists its product as uncharacterized. The transcript is spliced from 3 exons. The coding region runs from base 1 to 1014 and encodes 337 amino acids. Gene Ontology annotation, molecular function: DNA binding. NCBI's taxonomy places the organism in Eukaryota, Viridiplantae, Streptophyta, Magnoliopsida, Asterales, Asteraceae. The record is from RefSeq and is a predicted model, not a curated record.